AUGUCACUCAUUAAUUUUUAUAAAGGUGAAAUAAAUGGGCUUAAAAGUGAGCUGGAAAUUCUUGAACAUGUAAUUAAAACUGAUAAUGAAUUUUUUAGAUAUAAAUACGAUUACGCCAGAAUUUUUUCCAUCAUUGAUGCAACCAUGGCUAAACUGUUAGCUACAAAAAAAAGGAAAAUUGCAAGAGAUGUCCAGGAUUAUGCUUCGAACAAAGCCUACCCCCGUCCUCCAUUUAACCCUAAUAGACUUGGGGCUACAUCAUAUAAUUCUAGGCCACUUAGUGAACCCAGUAGAAAACAAGAAAUUAAUCUUGAUUCAAGCAUUACUAAUACUGAUGGCGAGGAAACCCAGCCGGUACGUAGGAGCGAAAGGCUCAAUAACAUGAAUAAUAAUAACAACAAUAACAAUAAUAUGAAUAAUGGCAAUGCUGGGCAUCAAGGUUUAAAUGGUAACAACAACCAGCGGGGUCCUAAUAGACCGUCAGAUUUUCAGAUGGCCCAAGGAGGCAGGAACAACCACAAUCGCAGAGGGAACAGGAAUCAGGGGCAGGCACGGAAUCAACGGAAUCAGUGGAGGAGAUGA
Messenger RNA from Protopterus annectens (West African lungfish), 582 nucleotides. RefSeq lists its product as uncharacterized. The transcript has a single exon. The record is from RefSeq and is a predicted model, not a curated record. Bases 1 to 582 code for a protein of 193 amino acids. Lineage: Eukaryota; Metazoa; Chordata; Ceratodontiformes; Protopteridae.